This is a messenger RNA of Aspergillus affinis, 1350 nucleotides long. RefSeq names its product acyl-CoA dehydrogenase family protein. Bases 1 to 1350 code for a protein of 449 amino acids. NCBI's taxonomy places the organism in Eukaryota, Fungi, Ascomycota, Eurotiomycetes, Eurotiales, Aspergillaceae. The transcript has 4 exons. The record is from RefSeq and is a predicted model, not a curated record. Gene Ontology annotation, molecular function: oxidoreductase activity, acting on the CH-CH group of donors; flavin adenine dinucleotide binding.
AUGUCUGCCUCUACCCGAAUCCCCUCCAUCGCACAGCCGUUCGUUAGCGACCGUGCCAAAAAGACGCUUGACUUGGUCGAGCAAUUCGUCGAGAGAGAAUGCAUCCCCGCCGAACCCACCUUCCAGGCCCAGCUGGGUGAGGGCAAGCAGCGGUGGACGACAAACCCCGCCAUCCUGGAGACUCUGAAGACCAAGGCCCGCCAGCUGGGCCUGUGGAACAUGUUCCUGCCCAAGAAACACUUCUCUCAGGGCGCCGGGUUCACCAACCUCGAAUACGGUCUGAUGGCCGAGUACCUGGGAAAGAGCAAGUUGGCGUCAGAGGCGACGAAUAAUGCCGCCCCCGAUACGGGAAACAUGGAAGUGCUGGCCAAAUACGGCAACGAGGCGCAGAAGCAGCAAUGGCUGGCUCCGUUGCUGGACGGUAAGAUUCGCUCCGCAUUCCUCAUGACCGAGCCCGACGUCGCCUCCAGCGAUGCCACCAACAUCGAGUUGAACAUCCGCCGCGAAGGCAAUGAAUACGUCCUGAAUGGUUCGAAAUGGUGGUCCUCCGGCGCCGGUGACCCUCGAUGUAGCGUCUACCUGGUCAUGGGCAAAUCCGACCCGGCCAACCCCGACCCUUACCGACAGCAGUCGGUGAUCCUCGUCUCCGCCGACACCCCCGGCGUCACAGUGCACCGUAUGCUGUCGGUGUACGGGUACGACGACGCGCCGCACGGCCACGGGCACAUCUCGUUCGAGAAUGUGCGCGUCCCCGUCGCCAACAUGGUCCUCGGCGAGGGCCGCGGCUUCGAGAUCAUCCAAGGCCGACUGGGCCCCGGACGUAUUCACCACGCGAUGCGCACGAUCGGCGCGGCCGAAAAGGCCCUGGAGUGGCUGAUCGCGCGCAUCAACGACGACCGCAAGCGGACGUUUGGCCAGAACCUGGCGGCCCACGGCGUCAUUCUGGAGUGGGUUGCGCGGUCGCGCAUCGAGAUCGAUGCUGCGCGCCUCAUCGUGCUGAACGCCGCCAUCAAGAUCGACGAGGGCGAUGCCAAAUCGGCCCUCCUGCAGAUCGCCCAGGCCAAGGUGCUGGUGCCCCAGACCGCGCUGACCGUCAUCGACCGCGCCGUGCAGGCCUACGGCGCCGCCGGUGUCUGCCAGGAUACGCCGCUGGCGAACCUGUGGGCGAUGAUCCGCACGCUGCGUAUCGCUGACGGCCCCGACGAGGUCCAUCUGCAGCAGAUGGGUCGUCGCGAGAACCGCACCCGCAAGGACGCCAUCAUCGAGCGCUUGAACUGGCAGCGGGCAGAAGGGGAGCGGGUGCUGGCGGCGAAUAACCUGGCCAACCCCAACCCUAAGAGCCAUCUGUGA